AUGAAUUAAGAAGUGGAAAACAAAGAAACUAAAGAAUAGAAAGACUAAAUUGAAUAAGAAUCAGAUGAUAACGAGAAAAAUGAGAAAAAAGAAUAGAUAUUAUAAUAAGAAUAGAAAAAAAAGAAAAAGAAAAAUAAAAAGAAAAAGAAAUGGGGAGAAGAAGGUAUUCUUGAAAUAAUAAAAAUUAGAAGAAAUUAUGACUGAUUUUGAUGAUGAUUGGUAAAAUAAAGUUAAGACAUCUCAUAUUUUACAAGAUCCUGAUCUACCUUAGCAUAUUAAAGAAAAAUAUGCUAUUUAUGAAAAUAAUCCUUAUAUGAUGAUAAUAUCAAAUGUACCUCUAAAUGUAUAAUUAAAAGAAUUGGAAGAAUAUUUUAAUACUCUUAUCACAUCUCUUGAUCCAAAAAUCAGUAUUUAUAUAAUUAUAAAUAAGCCGAAAGACCCAUUAAAUCUAUUGAAUAUGGUGCUACAAAGUCUUGGGUAGUUUUGGAAUGUAGUUCAAAAGAAGCUAAAAGGGCAUUAGUUACUUAAGAUUAGGUUUAAUUUGUGAAUAAUUGUAAAAUAAAAGUAGAAAGACCAAGAAAAUUUCUAGAAAGGAUUUUAAAUCCAUAAACUAAAGAAGGGGAAUUAAAUGCUGAAUAAAAAUAGGAAGAUAAUACAAGAUUGUAUUUGGGAGGGUUACCUACUUAUCUAAGAGAUGAAGAUGUGAUGAAAUUAAUAUAAUCAUUUGGAACAAUUAAAUACUUUAAUUUAGUUAAAGAUACUACAUCAAAUACAGAGAUUUCUAAAGGUUAUUGUUUUUUUGAAUAUGAAAACACUGUUUCAACUGCAAAAGCUUUAAAAGCCCUCAAUAAUUUAUAAAUUGGAGACAAGAAAUUAAAAAUAUGUAAGGUUUAAGGAGAACCAUAAUAAAAUAAGAAAAUUAAUGGAAGAGAUUAACCUUCUAAUUAUGCUGGAUCAUUUUUAGCAUCAUGUGAUUUGUUGCGAAUGCCAUAAGUGUAAUAAAUGUUAACAAUCCCUUAGUCUGCUUUGAUUCCAAGUAAGGUUGUAUAAUUUUUGAAUAUGGUAUCAAUUAAAUGAUAUAUUAAAAAGUGUUCAAUUGAAGAUUUAUAUGAAGAUGAUAUAUAUGAAGAAUUAAUGGAGGAUAUAAGAAGUGAAUGCAUACGUUUUGGAUAGAUAGAGAAGAUAGAAAUACCAAGACCAGACAAAGAAUCAGGGUAAGAUAUUAUUUAUUAUAAUAGAUUUUGUAAUCCAGCUGUGGGAAAGAUUUUUGUUAAAUUUUAUUAUUAAAUACCUGCUAAAAAAGCUAAAUUCCAUUUAGCUGGUCGUACAUAUAAUAAGAGAACUGUUAUUACUUCUUUUUAUCCUGAGGAAUAAUUUGAUUAUAAGGAUUAUUUGAUAAAUGGAUGA
Paramecium pentaurelia is the source of this 1407-nucleotide messenger RNA. Lineage: Eukaryota; Ciliophora; Oligohymenophorea; Peniculida; Parameciidae. The record is from the annotation of a GenBank genome assembly.